Molecule: messenger RNA, 4828 nt
Organism: Salvelinus fontinalis (brook trout)
Lineage: Eukaryota; Metazoa; Chordata; Actinopteri; Salmoniformes; Salmonidae
Product: tripartite motif-containing protein 3-like
Exons: 15
Coding region: 491-2809 (772 amino acids)
Biological process (GO): protein polyubiquitination; proteasome-mediated ubiquitin-dependent protein catabolic process; negative regulation of translation
Molecular function (GO): zinc ion binding; ubiquitin protein ligase activity; protein binding
Source: RefSeq, a predicted model, not a curated record
UCAGCACCAGAACAACACAACAGAGAGAGGAGGAACUGCCUGGAGAGUUACACAGAGACGAGCUAUAUGCUUUGUCUACUGUGUCAAGCGACUAAUCUCACAGUCUGGUGUGUAAAUAAAUAACCACCAGAGAGAGAAAAUGACAGCCAGGAGGGAGAACAGAAAGAUGGAGGGAAUCGCAGCAUUCAUUGUGGUCUGUUUGUGAGCAGAGCAGGAGAGCUUUAGGAAAGCUCCAAGGCUCAGCGGUCUGCUGGUCCGCUGCUCCAUCACGACAGAACAGAACAGAACUGGACAAAGCAGAGAAGUCAGAUUGAGAGAUCAGUUGAAUUGAUUUGUCUCUGAGGAGAGAUUACUGACCGAGCCUCAGUCAAGCCCAGCACAUGAAAGAUGAGUCCAGACUGAGGGACAGCCUUACAGUCCUACACUACGGGCUGUGGUGGUGGUAAAGAUGUGAAGGGUGAAAAGGUGCUUGUGCUCCUUCUCCCUGUGAAUGUCUGUCGCCAUGGCGAAGCGUGAGACGGACAGCACCAGCCCGGUGGUUCGGCAGAUAGACAAGCAGUUCCUGGUCUGCAGCAUCUGUCUGGACCACUACCACAACCCUAAAGUCCUGCCCUGCCUACACACCUUCUGUGAGAAAUGCCUACAGAACUACAUCCCCCCUCAGUCUCUGACACUAUCGUGUCCAGUGUGUCGUCAGACGUCCAUCCUGCCAGAGAAGGGCGUGGCCGCGCUGCAGAAUAACUUCUUCAUAACCAACCUGAUGGAGGUGCUGCAGAGGGACCCAGAGUGUUCUCCUCCAGAGGCCUGCAGUGUGCUGGAGUCAGUCAGUGCUGCUGCCGCCUGCCAGCCGCUCUCCUGCCCCAACCACGAGGGCAAGGUGAUGGAGUUCUACUGCGAGUCGUGUGAGACUGCCAUGUGUCUGGAGUGUACUGAGGGAGAGCACAGGGAACAUGUGACUGUCCCUCUGAGAGAUGUCUUGGAGCAACAGAAAGCAGCCCUGAAGACCCAGCUGGAUGCCAUACGCAACAGGCUGCCCCAGCUGAGGGCUGCGAUAGAGCUGGUAGGGGAGAUCUCCAAGCGGCUGACUGACAGGAAGAACGAGGCGGUGACAGAGAUCAGCAGUACCUUUGAGGAGCUAGAGAGGGCGCUACACCUCAGGAAGACCACCCUCAUCACUGACCUGGAGAACAUCUGCUGCACCAAGCAGAAGGUGCUCCAGGCCCAGCUCUCCGCUCUCCUGCAGGGUAAGGACAACAUCCAGAGCUGCAGUAGUUUUACGGAGCAGGCUCUGAGCCAUGGCAGUGCUACAGAGGUUCUGCUGGUCCAGAAACAGAUGGGAGAGAGGGUCAGCGCCCUGGCCCGACACACCUACCCAGAACAGCCCCAUGAGAACAGCCAUCUUGACUGCCAGGUGGAGACAGAGGGUCUUCGUCGUUCCAUCCAGAAUCUGGGUGUGCUCAUCACCACAGGAGCCGUAGGUCACACCUCCGUUGCCACGGGAGAGGGACUACGCCACACCCUGGUUGGCCAGCACACCACCGUCACCGUGACGACCAAGGACAAGGACAGUGAGCUGGUAAAGACGGGCAACGCGGCGCUGCGGGCCGAGAUCGUGUCGAUGGAUGGGGCGGUAACCACGGAGACAGAGGUGGUGGAUAAUAAGAAUGGGACGUAUGAGGUGGGCUAUACCAUGCGCUCUGAGGGGGAGUUCUCCUUCUCUCUCCUCCUGUACGACCAGCCGGUCAGGGGCAGUCCGUUCCGGCUGCGUGCGGUCAAGCCCUCGGAUGUCCUGCAGUCUCCAGACGAUGUGAAGAGGAGGGUGAAGAGUCCUAGUGGGACAGGGGGCCACAUCAGACAGAAGGCUGUGAGGAGACCCUCCAGUAUGUACAGCACCACCAAGAAGAAGGAGAACCCCAUCGAGGAUGAACUCAUCUACAGAGUCGGAACCAGAGGGAGAGAUAAAGCAGAGUUUACAAACCUCCAGGGAAUCUCCACUUCCAGCAACGGACGCAUCGUAGUGGCUGACAGCAACAACCAGUGUAUACAGGUGUUCUCAAACGAUGGGGCAUUCAAGCUGAGGUUUGGGGUCAGGGGUCGGUCGCCGGGGCAACUGCAGCGCCCCACUGGGGUCACCGUGGAUAUGAACGGUGACAUCAUCGUGGCCGACUACGACAACCGCUGGGUCAGCAUCUUCUCCUCCGACGGAAAGUUCAAGAGUAAGAUCGGUGCGGGUCGUCUGAUGGGCCCUAAGGGCGUGGCGGUGGACAGGAACGGACACAUCAUCACCGUGGACAACAAGGCCUGCUGCGUGUUCAUCUUCCAGGCCAAUGGGAAGCUGGUCACCAAGUUUGGAGCCAGGGGGACGUCAGACAGACAGUUCACAGAAAAAAGUGGUACAAACAUUUCACUGGAACCCAAGCUGAGUAAAUCUGGCCCUGCAUUCAGUCCCCACUUUGUGGCGAUCAACAACAAAAAUGAGAUUGUGGUAACAGACUUCCACAAUCAUUCAGUGAAGGUGUACAGUGCAGACGGGGAGUUCCUGUUUAAGUUUGGUUCCCAUGGCGAGGGGAACGGACAGUUCAACGCCCCGACGGGCGUUGCCGUGGACGCCAACGGGAACAUCAUCGUUGCUGACUGGGGGAACAGCAGAAUACAGGUGUUUGAUAGUUCCGGGUCGUUCCUGUCCUACAUCAACACCACAGCAGACCCUCUCUAUGGUCCACAGGGCCUGUCUCUCACCUCUGAUGGACAUGUGGCUGUGGCUGAUUCUGGCAACCAUUGCUUCAAGGUUUACCGCUACUUGCAGUAGCCAUUGCUUAGGGACAACGGUCUGUUGCAGGCCUACCACUACCAGGGUAUGUCCCAAAUGGCCCCCUAUUCCCUUCAUAGCGCACUACCUAUUACAAUAAACCCACAGGGCUCUGGUCAAAAGUAAUGCACUAUGUAGGGAAUAAGUUGCCAUUUGGGAUGUACCCCAGAUCCGGGCCGGACAGACAAACCAACCACAGCCUGACCUGGGUCCCAAAAAUAGGUCAAAUACUUGAAAGUAUUUGAGAUGUGCUUGAUUUAUCUAUUUAUUUGAGUUUGCACUUUUGGGACUGUUUCAGGCAAACGAAAUCAAGUGCAGCGCUUGAAGUAUUGGAAAGCAUUUGAUCUAAUAAUGUAUGUAUUUUUGCCCCCAGGUCAGAUCACAUGUGCUGUCACUGAGCAACGACACAAACCAAUGUACUAUACAUAAUAUACAGGUGCAAUGAUCUUUCCCAUAGCUGUCCCUUUGAUUUGCACAUCUGAUCAGCUCCACAUCAUCCAGUUAGUGUUCUCUGAACCGCCCAACAUCAUGAAGUAACAAUAUAACCCCAGUUUACUCCUCCAUGUGGUGUGUUAUGGAGUUUACUUUGUCCCAAAUGGCACCCUAUUCCUUAUGUAGUGCACUAUGUAGGGAAUAGGGUGCAGCCUAUGUGUGUAGAGUGUAUUUACCUCUUUGUUCGGUCAUUGACAUAAAACUAUGAGGAGGUAUGAAGUGUGUGUAUAUACUGUAACUGCUAUGAGACCUACACGUCGUUCAGAUCAGUGAUUGACGUAUAAUAGAGCCAUGUUGUGAAGGAGCUGGUCCCAAUGCAUGAAGUUGUAUCUUUACCUUGUCAGCUCAGACAGGAUGACAUAACAGUGGAGUUCGUGAACUCAUCAGUUGUUUCUUCACCAUGAUAAGUGCAAUGAACGAUGUGCUUACAGUGAAACCAACUAACGCAAAAGCUUUUGAAACAAUUCAUUUUUCAGUUAUCUAUGAACAAACUGACUUAACCUAAAGCCUUCUCACAUAUAAAAGGUCAUCACCAUCUGUGCAUUGAUGUACUUUAUAUGCAUAACUGUAUAAUGGAUCAGCUUUAUCUGUGCUUUGAUUUAAAAACAUAUCUUCUGGUUAUUCCGAGAACAGCAUUCCAGCGUUUCUAACUAAGUAUGGCAGCUGUCCUAAAGUGUGCUUUUUAAAACAGGAGUUCAGCCAGAGAUGUCAUGAUAAUUGCAUAUGUGAGCAGCACAAUUAUUAUAAACUUUUGAAAAAGUACAAAAAUAAAAAUGGAAUUGCUAAUUUAUUUUAUACACUAGCUCAGCAUUUACAAAUUAUUUUUCUAAUUUGUUUUAUUUGUAUUUUUUUUUAAAUUCACACCUUUGUCAUUUGUCUCCAUAUACAGAAAGAAAACCUAGCCACUUGAGGGGAUUUUUCAGAGUAGAACAAACAGUGCAGAUUUAGAAUUUGUAAGAUUUGAUUUGCCAAAAAAUAAAUAGUCGGUUUUGAAAUGUGACAAGUUGGAGUACAUAUUUCAAAACAAAUACCCAUGAUUAUACUACUUAGUGUUAUUGAACAUGCAAAACUACAUUUGACUAACUUAUGGUUUUCAAUUUUAACAGUCAACAGAAUUACCGUUUAUAUAGUUUGUCUUCAGAAGCUGAAACCACAGUGUAAUGUUUCACAGCUUCAGUGUGUGUUAAAGGACUAGAGCUAUGUUUCAUUGCCUUGUUAUCACAGUUCAUUACCAGGUUAUAGCAUUUCAUUACUGGGUUAUAAAAGUUCAUUACUAACUUAUAACUAUUGUCCUGAGGGAAACAUUAGCAUUUGAUGAGCUACGGUGGAACACCCCCUGGUGUCUGUAACAACACAAGAGUCCCUAUAACCUCUGACGUCAUGGAGCCAAACAGACUGUAGCUAAUCACAGGUUCUUUUAUUAAGGAGUAUUAGACAUCACUAUCUGUAACUUUGUUUCCACAAUAUGUCUGUCAAUCUUCUUUCUCUGUGAAUAUGCACUGGUAAUAAAAGCACAUGGUUUAUGGA